Molecule: messenger RNA, 1508 nt
Organism: Tripterygium wilfordii
Lineage: Eukaryota; Viridiplantae; Streptophyta; Magnoliopsida; Celastrales; Celastraceae
Exons: 6
Coding region: 101-1210 (369 amino acids)
Source: RefSeq, a predicted model, not a curated record
GCACACAGGCUAGAAGACUAAAACCCAUUUUGACUGUCUAAAACCCUAAAAAAAGCCCUUUUCUUUUCAUAUCCUUUGAAGUUCUCUGGGUUGGUUGGCGAUGAAGAUCCAAAUCAUAAAGGGAGGGCUCAGUUUCGGCGCUAGGUCUACCGCUGCUCGGUUUAGCGGAAAUGGGUUUACCAAGGUAAACUAUACGAUAUGUCAAUCAAACAUCCAUUCCCGUGGAAGGUCGUAUGCUGCCUCUGUUCCUUCUGACCUACCAAAACCCCAGGCAGUUCGGAAAAGAGUUUCAAGAUGUGAACGGCAAGCUAUGGUUGAAGCUUAUGUGAACAAGUAUAGGGGAACACACGCAGGAAAUUUUCCUACUGCUUCUAAUGCUAAGAAACAAGUGGGCGGCUGUUACUAUGUUGUUAAGAAGAUUAUUCAAGAACUAGAGUACAAGUCUAAAAUGUCUUUGUCAAACACUGGAAAUGAAGAAUCAGUGGCAAAGGAGCGAAUCAAUGAGAAUGCAUCUAGAGGUAAAAUUGAAAUUGAAAAGGUAUCAAUUGGCAAAAUGGCAGUGAAUGCAGAAGUACAAAACGGCCGCCCAGCUGCUAUCAAUGAUGUGGACACAGUUGAUGCCAGCGACAAGCAUUUGGAAGUUGAGAAACAGUGGGAUACUUCCUCUUGGAAUGGGAGGACCUUGUCUGAAGAGGGUGCUCAUCCGGAUGUUAUUGCCGCACAGACACGUGCGUUUAGAGGCAUUGUGGUUGAUCCAGGCCUGGAAAAGCCAGAGAGUGCCAAAACGGAGGAAGGUGACUUAGAUCCUUCUGAUCUUGUUCCCUCAAAAAGUCAUUUGAAACAAGAAAAAGAGGAGGUUUCUCAACCUUGUUUUGGAGAACCAAGGGAUAGUGAUAAAGAGGAAUUUAAGGAUGCUCAUUCUGACUUUGUUGCAAUUGGAAAUCAACCCCCAGAGGCGGAAUCAAAAGGAGGAAUGCAUUUACAUUUUGAGUUUAAGGAGGAGGAUAAAAGGCAGCAUACUGUAUCUGAAGACUUGGUGGAUUUAAAGUCUGAAAAUGAGCAAGACCAUGCAUCCCCUGUGCCGGAAAAAUAUGCAAUAUACAGAUCGGAUGACCAGACCACUGAUGUAGAGCUGCCAAAGAAAUCGACGCUGUGGGGAAAUUUGAAAUCAUUUGCAGAUGGAAUCAUGAACAUAUGGAGAAAGCGGUAAAUGUGUGUUUACAUAACCAUUGGAGCUCUUGAAAGUUGAAACAUUUGUGUUUUGACUGGACCUGUUAUAACAUUAGAAGCUGAUAUUCUGUCCUUUUUUUGGGCUAACCUUGCUAUUUUUUUUGGACUACAAUAUACCUUUUCUUGUCUAUAUUUCUCCUACGACUUUGGAAAGGAUGGUGGUGCCUGCUGCUGCAUGCUGUAUAGUGUAGUCUCCAGCCAUAAGCUCAGUUGUUUUUCCAUGCUGUUCAACUUGUGCCAUUGGAGUGAGAUGAAAAGAUUUGGUUUAAAUUGCUGGA